GUGUGCACCCCCAUGCCCGGCUAAUUUUUGUAUUUUAAGUAGAGACGGGGUUUCACCAUAUUGGUCAGGCUGGUCUUGAACUCCUGACCUCAAGUGGUCCACCCGCCUUGGCCUCCCAAAGUGCUAGAAUUACAGGCGUGAGCCACUGUACCCGUCGCCUUCAGGUACUUUUCACCCAACCCCCUCCCUGGCUGGGGGUGCGGAGGUCGAGAGAGAAGUCACUUGCCCUGUCUCUACCUUGUAGUGGUUCUCAGGGUUGGGGUGAGACUUGGUGUGGGGACUGGGAUGCAUCUCUGUUCUGUGGCCCUGGUCGCGUUCGCACGUUCUCCCUGGGCCUGUCAGCUGGCGCCAAAUGAGCUCAGGUGGGGGGGUGGAGGUUCCCGGUCAAACUCCGUCGGGCUCCGCGGCCCCGCCCCUCCUCCAGGCGGGCCCUUCUAGAUGGCGCGGGGCGGGCCCUGCGGGCGCGGGGCUAAAGGCGGAACCACGGCGGGAAGAGGGGACGGAGCCGGGAAGCCCCUGGGCGCCCGUCGGAGGGCCUAGCGCGGCGCGGAGGGCCAUGGAGCAGCGGCCACGGGGCUGCGUGACGGCGGCGGUGGCUGCGGUGAGUUGAGGCGCAGGAGGCGAGGGGCAGCUUUGAGUCUUGUCCCAAGAGCCUCGACGAAGGAAGGAAGGGGCCUCCCCAGGCGCGACUGACUCCACUGCAAGCCUCGCUGGGGGCUGGGCUGGCCGCCCCUUCCGACCUAGUUGGAGGCUCCGCCAGGGCGAGGCCCUUCCACUGAGAGGAAACCCCUCCCAGGGGGUCUGAGGGCCCCAGGCAGAGAAUCAUCAGUGUUCCUCCCCAGCAGAAAGCAUGGGUAGGGGUGGGGGCGCUGCCGGGUCCCUGCCCUGGUGGCGGAAAACUUGUGCGGGACUGGCAAGAGCCCCCUCCUCUGCCCCUCCCAAGCCCAGUGUGUGCACAGGAGAAGGAAGUUAGUCCCAUCUCCACCCUGGGCACCCCUUCUGCCCGGGGCCUGGGAAGUGGGGUGCUCUGUGGACAAAUGCUGGGGCCUCUGAAACGGAGGAGAUGUGGCAGGGAGAGGCCCCACGUGGGCAGCUGCGCAGAGAGUCAGCAGCACCUGUCCCCCAGGCGCUCCUCUUGGUGCUGCUGGUGCCCCAGGCCCAGGGUGGCACUCGUAGCCCCAGGUGUGACUGUGCCGGUGACUUCUACAAGAAGAUUGGUCUGUUUUGUUGCAGGGGCUGCCCAGCGGGGUACUACCUGAAGGCCCCCUGCACGGAGCCCUGCGGGAACUCUACCUGCCUUCCGUGUCCUCGAGACAGCUUCUUGGCCUGGGAGAACCACCAUAAUUCUGAAUGUGCCCGCUGCCAAGUCUGUGAUGAGCAGGCCUCCCAGGUGGCCCUGGAGAACUGUUCUGCAGUGGCAGACACCCAUUGUGGCUGUAAGCCAGGCUGGUUUAUGGAGUGCCAGGUCAGCCAGUGUAUCAGCAGCUCACCCUUCUACUGCCGACCCUGCCUAGACUGCAGGGCCCUGCACCGCCACACGAGGCCACUCUGUUCCCGCUAUGAUACUGACUGUGGGACCUGCCUGCCCGGCUUCUAUGAACACCGUGAUGCCUGCGUGUCCUGCCCCACGAGCACCCUGGGGAGCUGUCCAGAGCGCUGUGCCACUGUCUGUGGCUGGAGGCAGAUGUUCUGGGUCCAGGUGCUCCUGGCUGGCCUUGUGUUCCCCCUCCUGCUUGGGGCCACCCUGACCUACACUUACCGCCACUGCUGGCCUCACAAGCCCAGGGUUACUGCAGAUGAAGCUGGGAUGGAGGCUCUGACCCCACCACUGGCCACCCAUCUGUCACCCUUGGACAGUGCCCACACCCUUCUAGUGCCUUCUGACAGCAGUGAGAAGAUCGGCACCGUUCAGUUGGUGGGCAACGGCUGGACCCCUGGCUGCCCCCAGUCCCAGGAGGUCCUCUGCCCGCAGGUGACAUGGUCCUGGGACCAGUUGCCCAACAGAGCUCUUGGCCCCGCUCCUGUGCCCACGCUCUCGCCAGAGUCCUCAGCGGGCUCGCCAGCAGUAAUGCUGCAGCCCGGCCCGCAGCUCUACGACGUGAUGGAUGCGGUCCCCGCCCGGCGCUGGAAGGAGUUCGUGCGCACGCUGGGGCUGCGUGAGGCGGAGAUCGAAGCCGUGGAGGUGGAGAUCGGCCGCUUCCGAGACCAGCAGUACGAGAUGCUCAAGCGCUGGCGCCAGCAGCAGCCCGCGGGCCUGGGCGCCGUCUACGCGGCCCUGGAGCGCAUGGGGCUGGACGGCUGUGCAGAGGACUUGCGCAGCCGCCUGCAGCGCGGCCCGUGACACAGCGCCCACUCGCCACCCAGGCGCUCUGGUGGCCCUUGCAGAAGCCCUAAGUACGGUUACUUAUGAGUGUAGACAUUUUAUGUCACUUAGUAAGCCACUGGCACGGCCCUGCGUAGCAGCACCAGCCGGCCCCUCCCCUGCUCGCCCCUAUCGCUCCAGCCAAGGUGAAGAAGCACGGACCAAUGUCGAGAGGGGGUCAAGAAAUUUCUGUUUCUUGGCCAGAGUUCGGCUGAAAUUGUGGUAUUAAAUCUGUGGAAAAAAAAAAA
Sapajus apella (tufted capuchin) is the source of this 2610-nucleotide messenger RNA. It is a transcript of the gene TNFRSF25, whose product is annotated as TNF receptor superfamily member 25. The record is from RefSeq and is a predicted model, not a curated record. Gene Ontology annotation, cellular component: plasma membrane. Gene Ontology annotation, biological process: signal transduction. Gene Ontology annotation, molecular function: protein binding. The transcript has 9 exons. NCBI's taxonomy places the organism in Eukaryota, Metazoa, Chordata, Mammalia, Primates, Cebidae. Bases 1064 to 2341 code for a protein of 425 amino acids.